GCGGCGGCGAGGUAGAGGUAGGUUCCGCGGUUCGCGAGGUGGGUGGUUGGUUGGGGCGGGGGGGUGUUCCGCGGGAUGUCGAGGAUGGAUAGGAUGGCUUCCGAUCUCAGCAGGGCCGGGCCGAUCGAGAGGGAUAUCGAGCAGGCAAUUACUGCAUUGAAGAAAGGUUCUUCCUUGCUUAAGUAUGGAAGGAGAGGAAAGCCCAAGUUCUGCCCCUUCCGACUCUCUAAUGACGAGUCUGUGUUGAUAUGGUUCUCUGGAAAUGAGGAGAAACACCUAAAGUUAAGCCAUGUCGACAGAAUUAUAUCGGGCCAGCGGACUCCAAUCUUUCAAAGGUAUCCUCGACCAGAGAAGGAGUCUCAGUCAUUUUCGCUAAUUUACAGUGACAGGUCAUUGGAUCUGAUUUGCAAGGAUAAAGAUGAAGCUGAGGCAUGGAUCAGUGGCUUGAAAGCAUUAAUUUCCCGAUGCCGUCAUAGGAAAGUUAGAACGGAAUCAAGAAGUGAUGGAAUUCCAUCUGAAGCAACUAGUCCUAGAACAUACACAAGAAGUUCUCCUCUAAAUUCUCCAUUUGGGAGUAAUGAUAGCAUGCAGAAGGAUAGUGGUGAUCACCUUCGACUCCAAAGUCCAUUUGGAAGUCCUCCUAAGAAUGGUCUGGAUAAGGCAUUUUCUGAUGUGAUACUGUAUGCAGUUCCUCCCAAGAGUUUCUUUCCCUCAGAUUCAGCGAGCGGUUCUGUUCAUUCUUUGUCAUCAGGGGGCUCAGAUAGCAUACAUGGUCAGAUGAGGCCACUGAAUGCGGAUGCUUUCAGAGUUAGUCUGUCAAGCGCUGUAAGUUCUUCGAGUCAAGGUUCUGGUCAUGAUGAAGGUGAUGCUAUGGGGGAUGUUUUUAUUUGGGGGGAAGGCACAGGUGAUGGUGUUCUUGGUGGUGGGCUUCAUAGAUUGGGAAGUAAUGUUGGAGUAAAAAUGGAUUCCUCACUUCCGAAAGCCUUAGAGUCUGCAGUAGUACUUGAUGUUCAGAAUAUUGCUUGUGGUGGAAGACAUGCUGCUUUAGUGACCAAGCAAGGAGAGAUCUUUUCCUGGGGGGAGGAAUGGGGAGGGAGACUUGGGCAUGGCGUGGAUUCUGAUGUUUUGCAUCCAAAGCUAAUAGAUGCUCUCAGCAAUACAAAUAUUGAACUGGUAGCAUGCGGUGAGUAUCAUACUUGCGCCGUGACUCUUUCUGGUGAUCUAUACACUUGGGGUGAUGGAGCUUAUAAUUUUGGUCUUCUUGGGCAUGGGAAUGAAGUGAGCCACUGGGUACCAAAAAGAGUGAAUGGACCCUUGGAAGGUAUACAUGUCUCAUCCAUCUCCUGUGGACUUUGGCACACUGCAGUUGUCACUUCUGCUGGCCAGUUAUUUACUUUCGGUGAUGGCACCUUCGGUGUUCUGGGCCAUGGAGAUCGAAAAAGUGUAUCAAUACCAAAGGAAGUGGAGUCCCUUAAAGGGCUUCGCACUGUUCGAGCUGCUUGUGGUGUUUGGCAUACAGCUGCAGUAGUGGAAGUCAUGGUUGGUAAUUCCAGUUCCAGCAACUGCUCAUUGGGAAAGCUGUUUACAUGGGGAGAUGGAGAUAAAGGGCGACUUGGACAUGGUGACAAGGAAGCGAAACUCGUGCCUACUUGUGUUGCUGCUCUUGUUGAACCCAACUUUUGUCGAGUUGCUUGUGGACAUAGCCUAACUGUUGCACUCGCAACCUCAGGUCACGUCUACACCAUGGGCAGUCCUGUUUAUGGUCAGUUAGGAAAUCCUCACACUGAUGGAAAGCUCCCAUCCCGUGUUGAAGGUAAGCUCUCCAAGAGUUUUGUCGAGGAGAUAGCAUGCGGCGCUUAUCAUGUUGCUGUGUUGACUUCAAGAACCGAAGUCUAUACAUGGGGUAAAGGAGCUAAUGGUCGACUAGGCCAUGGGGAUACAGAUGAUAGAAAUUCUCCAACAUUAGUUGAGGCACUUAAAGACAAGCAAGUUAAAAGCAUUGCUUGUGGGACUAAUUUUACGGCUGCUAUUUGCCUUCACAAAUGGAUCUCUGGCAUUGACCAGUCUAUGUGUUCAGGCUGUCGCCUGCCAUUCAAUUUCAAAAGGAAACGUCACAAUUGCUAUAACUGCGGACUUGUUUUCUGUCAUUCAUGUAGCAGUAAGAAGUCUAUGAAGGCUUCUAUGGCACCGAAUCCUAACAAACCUUAUCGUGUCUGUGAUGGUUGUUAUAGUAAACUAAGGAAGACUAUUGAGUACGACGCUUCAUCUCAGUCGUCUGUCAGUAGAAGAGGCGUUAUAAGUCAGCAACCGAAUGAGACAGCCGAUAAAGAUGAGAAGUUUGAUUCCAAAUCUCGCGCACAACUUGCUAGAUUGUCCUCAAUGGAGUACUUAAAGCCUGUUGAAAGCCGAACAUCCAAGAGAAAUAAAAGGCUAGAAUUUAACAGUAGUCGUGUCUCGCCUGUGCCAAGCAAUGGUUCCCAGUGGGGUGCACUUAAUAUCUCAAAAUCAUUUAAUCCAGUAUUUGGCUCGUCCAAGAAAUUCUUCUCUGCUUCUGUUCCUGGAUCAAGGAUAGUAUCUCGGGCAACCUCUCCAAUUUCAAGACGACCCAGCCCACCUCGGUCUACGACACCAACCCCAACCCUUGCAGGACUUACCUCCCCAAAGAUUGUUGUAGAUGAUACGAAAAGGACAAACGAUAGUCUCAGCCAAGAGGUGGUUAAACUAAGAGCGCAGGUGGAAAAUCUUACCCGCAAGACCCAACUCCAAGAGGUUGAGCUGGAAAGGACUACAAAACAGCUGAAGGAGGCAAUAGACUUUGCUGCGGAUGAGACUGCAAAAUGCAAAGCGGCAAAAGAAGUGAUCAAGUCACUUACUGCCCAAUUAAAAGACAUGGCUGAAAGGCUGCCAGUGGGACCUGCCCGAAAUGUUAGAUCCCCCAGUUCUACUCUGUUGGUCUCACCUCCCGCUUCUGAUGACACUUGCCAUACUUCUAUGGACCGGUUGAAUGGUCAUAUCACAUCUCAAGAGCCAGAUUUAAACAUAUCAAACACUAGUAUCCUUCCUAAUGGGUCAAGCACCACAAGUAAUCACAGUUCAAGUCAUAGCAGACAAGUGACUUCAGAAGCAGUUUGUAGAAACGGCAUUAGAGGUAAAGAAAGUGAAUCUCGUUCUGAUAGCGACUGGGUUGAGCAAGAUGAGCCUGGUGUCUAUAUUACCUUUACCUCCCUGCCAGGAGGUGCCAAAGAUCUAAAGCGAGUUCGGUUCAGUCGCAAGCGGUUUAGUGAGAAACAAGCGGAACAAUGGUGGGCUGAGAACCGCGCAAGGGUAUAUGAACAGUACAAUGUGCGCAUGAUCGACAAAUCAAGCAUUGGUGCUGGAAGUGAGGACUAGGCUCACUGAAACGGAGAUAUCCAUUAGUCACGUGUACAUGAGAUGGUCUUUUCCCGGAGUUUAGCUGCAUUUAGGUCAUAUUCAUCGGCACGGAUUGGCUCUCUUAUUGUACAUUGAGUGCCAAUCAUAACCGGGCGCAUAUAGAGGCGAGAUUUAGAGGGGGGGUUUGGUUUGUGUUUUGGUUUUCCUUUGCUGAUGCAUCAUUUGUCCUAGAUUUCUUUACUUGGGUCACUGAGAUAUAUUUUUUUCCCCUUAUUAGUGUGAGUUGCCUUGGGGUCGAGGGUUGAGAAUUGUAAAUUCUUGGUAGUUGCUGGCUCUUAUUGAAAUGCAGCUACUUUGUAUAUUCAUAAGGAAAUAUAUCUGAAGAAAUUGAUGUUUCUUGGUUCAUAAA
This is a messenger RNA of Syzygium oleosum, 3781 nucleotides long. Its product is annotated as PH, RCC1 and FYVE domains-containing protein 1. NCBI's taxonomy places the organism in Eukaryota, Viridiplantae, Streptophyta, Magnoliopsida, Myrtales, Myrtaceae. The record is from RefSeq and is a predicted model, not a curated record. Bases 76 to 3390 code for a protein of 1104 amino acids. Gene Ontology annotation, molecular function: metal ion binding. The transcript has 9 exons.